This is a messenger RNA of Peronospora matthiolae, 408 nucleotides long. The record is from the annotation of a GenBank genome assembly. NCBI's taxonomy places the organism in Eukaryota, Oomycota, Peronosporomycetes, Peronosporales, Peronosporaceae.
AUGUUUCAGUUGAUCCGGUACGGUGCAAAAGUAGUCGCACUACGCACGAUUUGUCGUCGAACCGCACAGACGAUGGACAACUCGCUUUGCAUAUUGCAAGUCGAAGCGAACCAAGAACAAACCGACGUGAUCGCGUUCUCGCUGCCGACAUCUUGCGCUCUACCGAAGUGUGUAUCUGGAAGUCUUGAUGACAAACAAGCGUCCCCGUCAGCGGAAUGCACUCGCUCGCCCUCUGCUGCUGCGUUACCACUUCCGUCGCUAUCGCGCGACAGUGCCAACCGUCUGGACGACAGCUAUGACCUCCUCGCAAGUCAAUGGACUCAAAUGGUGACGGAGACACGACAAUUCUACGCGCAGAUUGCCAAGCUCCAGUCGUCGCUCGUGGGUCCCGACCCGAAUCCAUUUUGA